UUCGGGUGACAACGGUCAGAGAUGAAGGUGGCCGCGGCGCAGCGGGAAGCUCAGCUGCGCGGAGCGCGGUUGGCAGCCAGGCCGCUCCUGUAGGACCCCCGGGCCGGGGUGACGGGAUGGGGACCCGACUCGGGUAGUGAGACGCCUGCGAGCGGAACUUCAGCCGGAGGGGCUCGCUUGCUCCCAUCAGACUCGGCGACCUCCUCCACCUGCUGCCGCUGGGCCCCGCGUCUGGCGGGCCACGACGGCGUCGGCGACGGCGACGGCAUGUGGCGCUGGGUCCGGCAGCAGCUGGGUUUUGACCCACCACAUCAAAGUGACACAAGAACUAUUUACAUAGCCAACAGAUUUCCUCAGAAUGGCCUUUACACACCUCAGAAAUUUAUAGAUAAUCGGAUCAUUUCAUCUAAGUAUACUGUAUGGAAUUUUGUUCCAAAAAAUUUAUUUGAACAAUUCAGAAGAGUGGCAAACUUUUAUUUUCUUAUUAUAUUUUUGGUUCAGCUUAUGAUUGACACACCUACCAGUCCAAUUACCAGUGGACUCCCAUUAUUCUUUGUGAUAACAGUAACUGCCAUAAAACAGGGAUAUGAAGACUGGUUACGCCAUAACUCAGAUAAUGAAGUAAAUGGAGCUCCUGUUUAUGUUGUUAGAAGUGGUGGCCUUGUGAAAACUAGAUCAAAAAACAUUAGGGUGGGUGAUAUUGUCCGUAUAGCCAAAGAUGAAAUUUUCCCUGCAGAUUUGGUGCUUCUGUCCUCAGAUCGACUCGAUGGUUCAUGUCAUGUUACAACUGCCAGUUUGGAUGGAGAAACGAACCUGAAGACACAUGUGUCAGUUCCAGAAACAGCAGUAUUACAAACGGUUGCCAACCUAGACAGCCUCAUAGCUGUGAUAGAAUGCCAGCAGCCAGAAGCAGACUUAUACAGAUUUAUGGGACGAAUGAUAAUAACUCAACAAAUGGAAGAAAUUGUAAGACCUCUGGGACCAGAGAGUCUCUUGCUUCGUGGAGCCAGAUUAAAAAAUACAAAAGAAAUUUUUGGUGUGGCUGUGUACACCGGAAUGGAAACGAAGAUGGCAUUAAAUUACAAGAGCAAGUCACAGAAACGAUCUGCAGUAGAAAAAUCAAUGAACACAUUUUUAAUAAUUUAUCUGAUAAUCCUUAUUUCUGAGGCCAUCAUCAGUACUAUCUUGAAAUAUACCUGGCAAGCAGAAGAAAAAUGGGAUGAACCUUGGUAUAACCAAAAAACAGAACAUCAAAGAAACAGUAGUAAGAUUCUGAGAUUUAUUUCUGAUUUCCUUGCUUUUUUGGUACUCUACAAUUUCAUCAUUCCAAUUUCUUUGUAUGUGACUGUUGAGAUGCAGAAAUUUCUUGGAUCGUUUUUUAUUGGCUGGGAUCUUGAUCUAUACCAUGAAGAGUCAGAUCAGAAAGCUCAAGUCAAUACUUCUGACCUGAAUGAAGAGCUUGGACAGGUGGAAUACGUGUUUACAGAUAAAACUGGGACACUGACAGAAAAUGAAAUGCAGUUUCGAGAAUGUUCAAUUAAUGGCAUGAAAUACCAAGAAGUCAAUGGUAAACUUGUACCUGAAGGACCAACCCCAGACUCCGCAGAAGAAAGCUUAUCUUACCUUGGUAGUUUAUCGCAUCUCAACAACUCAACACAUGUCACAACCAGUUCUUCUUUUAGAACCAGUCCUGAAAGUGAAACUGAACUAGUGAAAGAACAUGACCUCUUCUUUAAAGCCGUCAGUCUUUGCCAUACUGUACAGAUCAGCAGUGUUCAAACUGAUGGCAUUGGGGAUGGUCCCUGGCAGUCCAACCUAGCACCUGCACAGCUGGAGUACUAUGCAUCUUCACCAGAUGAAAAGGCUCUAGUGGAAGCUGCAGCAAGAGCUGGUAUCAUAUUUAUAGGCAUUUCUGAAGAAAGUAUGGAGGUUAAAGUACUUGGAAGACUGGAAAGGUACAAAUUGCUUCAUAUUCUGGAAUUUGAUUCAGAUCGUAGGAGAAUGAGUGUAAUUGUUCAAGCACCUUCAGGUGAGAAACUUUUAUUUGCUAAAGGAGCAGAAUCUUCAAUUCUCCCUAAAUGUAUAGGUGGAGAAAUAGCAAAAACCAGAAUUCAUGUAGAUGAAUUUGCUUUGAAAGGACUGCGGACACUAUGUAUAGCUUAUAGACAGUUUACCGCUAAAGAGUAUGAUGAUAUAGAUAGGCGCCUGUUUGAGGCCAGGACUGCCUUGCAGCGACGGGAAGAGAAGCUGGCUGAUGCCUUCCAGCACAUUGAGAAAGACCUGAUUCUGCUAGGAGCUACAGCAGUGGAAGACAGACUUCAAGAUAAAGUUCGAGAAACUAUUGAAGCAUUGAGAAUGGCUGGUAUCAAAGUAUGGGUGCUUACAGGAGACAAACAUGAAACAGCUGUUAGUGUGAGCUUAUCAUGCGGACAUUUUCAUAGAGCUAUGAAUAUCCUCGAACUUAUCAACCAGAAGUCAGACAGUGGAUGUGCUGAACAGUUGAGGCAGCUUGCCAGGAGAAUUACAGAAGACCAUGUGAUUCAGCAUGGGCUGGUAGUAGAUGGGACCAGCUUAUCUCUUGCACUCAGGGAGCAUGAAAAGCUGUUUAUGGAAGUUUGCAGAAACUGCUCAGCUGUGUUGUGUUGCCGCAUGGCACCUUUACAGAAAGCAAAAGUAAUAAGACUGAUAAAAAUCUCACCUGAGAAACCGAUAACAUUGGCUGUUGGUGAUGGUGCUAAUGAUGUCAGCAUGAUACAAGAAGCACAUGUUGGCAUAGGAAUCAUGGGUAAAGAAGGAAGACAAGCUGCAAGGAACAGUGACUAUGCAGUAGCUAGAUUUAAAUUCCUCUCCAAAUUACUGUUUGUUCAUGGUCAUUUUUAUUAUAUUAGAAUAGCUACCCUUGUACAGUAUUUUUUUUAUAAGAAUGUGUGCUUUAUCACACCCCAAUUUUUAUAUCAGUUCUACUGUUUGUUUUCUCAGCAAACACUGUAUGACAGCGUGUACCUGACUUUGUACAAUAUCUGUUUUACUUCCCUGCCUGUUCUCAUAUAUAGUCUUUUGGAACAACAUAUAAACCCUCAUGUGUUACAGAGCAAGCCUACCCUCUAUCGGGACAUUAGUAAAAACCGUCUCUUGAGCAUUAAAGCAUUUCUUUACUGGACCAUCCUGGGUUUCAGCCACGCCUUCAUUUUUUUUUUUGGAUCCUAUUUUCUCGUGGGGAAAGAUACAUCUCUGCUUGGAAAUGGCCAGAUGUUUGGAAACUGGACGUUUGGUACUCUGGUCUUCACAGUCAUGGUUAUUACGGUCACAGUAAAGAUGGCUUUGGAAACUCAUUUCUGGACCUGGAUCAACCAUCUUGUCACUUGGGGAUCUAUUAUAUUUUAUUUUAUAUUUUCUUUGUUUUAUGGUGGGAUUCUCUGGCCAUUUUUGGGCUCCCAGAAUAUGUACUUUGUAUUUAUUCAGCUCCUGUCAAGUGGACCGGUGUGGUUUGCCAUACUCCUCAUGGUUGUUACUUGUCUGUUCCUUGACGUUGUGAAGAAAGUGUUUGACCGACACCUUCAUCCAACAAGUACAGAAAAGGCACAGAUGUACUCCAACACAGUUGCUUUAAGUGACGAGUUCAUCGCACUGCAGCCUUUGUCGAGGGCAAGGAAUCAGCUGAGCAAACUUAGCUUGCUGAAGCACAUUCAAGUGUCAAGUGCUUGGACUCCAUGUGCUGUUUCCCAGGAGAGACCCCAUGCACGUCUGUUGGAAGAAUGCUGGAGCGAGUCAUAGGAAGGUGUAGUCCCAACCAUAUCAGCAGGUUGUGGAGUGCGUCGGAUCCUUUCUAUACCAAUGACAGGAGCAUCUUGACUCUCUCCCCAAUGGACUCAUCUACUUGUUAAAGGACAGGAGAACUCUGUGGGGACAAGUUCCCUGUCCUCAGAUUUGGGGUCAUUCUAUAAGAGGCCACACUGGCUCUGAAGUUACUGUCUGAAAUCUCUGGAGGAGUUGAGAGCUUCUUGGAGUUCGCAGGAAACAGGUCUUCUCCAUUCUCUUUCAUUUGAAUGUGAGCUUACUAAAAUUUGGAAAUAAAGAGAUACUUCCAAUCUCUUUGUUUGGUUUGUCCCUUCUGCUCAAGGGACUUCUGGUGGCAUUACAGCCUUUGCUGGAGCCACUAUACUUUAAUAUCAAGAUAGAAGAAAAGGGUAACUCCUGGGUGUGUGUAUUUUUAGGAUUAGUAUGGUUUGGGACUCUUCUAUUUAAAUCUGCUUCUGUAAAUUAUGCUAAAGAUUUGCCUUGAGAGCUCUAUUUUUUUUAUUAGAUUAUAUUUGAAGCUUUUCAUGGGAAAAGUUAAUGUGAAUAUUAAGGAAUUUGGUCCUUCAGUGACCUGUGUAGUUAAUUCAUUUGUGCUUCUUAAGUCACAGCAAAUAUGGAGAACACAUUUCUAACCAUUGUCUUCUUCAGUGUUGGUUGAAAGCUUGGACCAACCCCAGACUUCUUUAAUGAAACUAACACAGCCAGGGAAGCUAAUCUAAGAAGGGCACAGGGAGUUUGACAUCUCAUGUCCAAGUCAGAGGUAAAGCCAUUCACUACACUUCAAAUUGGUGUUUGCUAACAUUUUUGUAGUCACAUUUGUAAAGUCUGUAGUGGGUAGAUAGAUACCAUUGUCUCACAUUUAAUUUACUGAAUCUGUCCUAUCUUUUGCAUGCUUCAACUGGCUAUUAUAUUUCACCCCCUCCCCAAUUACCUGCUCCCUCUCCAAAGACUCUGUUCAUAAUUUUAUAACAAUGUUGUAAAGUUCAGAUGUAUCAAUAAAAAAACAAGUUGAACAGUGUUUAUAUAUUUCAAAUACAUUGAAUUAUACAAAUUAAAGUAUAAGCCAUAAAAUCUUUCCAUGUCCCACUUAGGAUUACUCUUGACUUUCUGUAAACCAGCCUUUAGAAUAAAGGAUUUUUGUUAAGAAUCUUGUUAUUUUUAGGUUAUUGUAUGUUAUCUAAGUUAAAGCAGAGUGCCACAAUAAAGUGAGUUGUGCUUAUAUUCUCAUUGUAAGGUAUGGUUGUUGAAUGAAAAUAAAACAAAGUUUAAGAUGCUAAAUUUUGUCAGCAAAAAAUGAAUUUUAUCAGCAAUAAGUCAGUAUGCUAUGGAUGAUUAAUCGUACAUAUUAUUCUUAAUUUCUUGAAUCUCAAAUUUUAGUUUGCAGAUCUCUAUCACUGAGAAUUAAUUGUUUUAUGUAGAAGUAGUGUUUUAAGAUUUGUGAAUGAUUACUAGAGAACUGGCAUCUAGCUCUGAGCAUGUGAUUGUGUGUGCACCUGAGGUCAUAGAAAACAGAGCAGUGAGUUUUUGUCAGUUCCUCUGAGAAGAUGGUGAUUGCUUGAGAUUGUCCUGCGGCUCUCCACUCAUUGCUCCUCACGUGGGUGGGACUUCGGGCCUGUGCUGGGAAGGCAAGAAUCGCAGAGUAAUGAGAACUGUCUGUUUGCAGAUUAACUGUUUGCUUAUCUGUUUAACUAAUGCAAGGCUAUUAUCCAUGUUAUCUGAAUAUUAACUUUCAUAAAUAGCCCUUUUUAACUUAAACAUUACAGAAUUAUAUUUAUGAUGACCUAUUCUGAAAAUACUCUUAUUUAUAUUUUAGAGAUGAUAUAUUACAUAUACAUUCAGUGGGAUAGAUGAUAGAAAGAUAAUAGAUGUUUUAUCCCUUAGAAUAAAGAGCAUACAUGCAACAAAAUGACAUUGAAUGGGUAUGCCUUCCAUGUCUUAUGGUGUUGAUUAUUGACAGAGUACUACAAAGUCACCAUGAGAAGACCAGCAUUCAGCUGGCCAACAUGUGGCCUAGCAUUGAGUGGUAGUAAUUUUUAUUUUUAUAUCAUUUUUAUUUAGUUAAGAAGACUUCCUUUUUUAUUCUUUUUUAAAUAAUUUUUUAAAAUGUUAUAUGCAUUGAUUGGUGUUUUGCCUGUGUAUGUCUGUGAGAGUGUUGAAUUUCCUAGAACUGGAGAUACAGACAAUUGUGAGCUGCCAUGUGGGUUCUGGGAAUUGAAUCUGGGUCCUCUGAAAGAACAGUUAGUACUCUUAACCAUUGUGCCAUCUCUUCAGCCCUCUUUUUUUUUUUUUUUAAGUGGUGCUGAGGAUCAAAUUCAUGGCUUUAUGCAUGCUUAGGAGAUGCUCAAAUGCCAGCAUAAGCCUGCACCUGCAGCCUAUAUUCCACAUAACAGUGGAUAGGUUGGGGGAUAACUUAGUGGUAGAAUGUUUGGCUAACGUGUUUGAAGUCCUCGAUUCCAUCCCCAACACCACAGUAAACAAAAUAAGACAUCCACUGAUAUGUAUACUCAUUCUGCUUUGUAGCUCAGAACAACUGCUUUCAGGGAGGAAUAUUAUCUACUCUCGAAAACAUGGUUUUCUUGUAUUCACUUAGGAAUGUAAUAAUGCAGUGGAGGCUUUGUUUUGCUUUUGGUUUUGUAGUAUUCUGGUGCUAUUGUUUAUAUGAUAAAAGUUUACUACAAAAUGCCAGAAGAGCUCCCCUUGCAUAUUUCUGUCCAAGUCUUUGGAUAGGUCAAUACUAAUAACCAACUUCUUUUCUCUAUCAAAGGACAAUAAAUGCCAAAUGUUACUGUUAGUUUCCCAAUGGUCUCAGAUCUGAAGGCUAGACCUGGAAAUAAUGGCAAGCAUCAAGUUAGUUGGCACAGUUGCCAGUCAGCACCCUACCUGGCUUUAGCAUUACAGACUUGCCCAGAGUUAGCUGUGAGCCAAUGAGAACUGCCACUGUCAAGGAUUGCUGUGGGGUAGGAGAGAUGCAUAGUUUAUGGUUUUGUUGCCUCUACCUCUUCUUUGGGUCUGAAAUCUGGAAUGCAGAAAAGCUCCCAGAGUUGACCUAAACCCGAGCAAUAUUUUGAGACAAAUCUAUCCUGAGAUUUGUAACUAGACAAAUCGCCCUAUGGAAAAACCUGUGGUUAAUCCUGCCAUUAGUUAAUACUAAUGAACUGAGGUUAUUUCUCUUGCACAAUAUUCAGGAACUGAACUUUUCUGAGAUGCUUGAGACUCUUGUUGGACAGAGGUUAAAGCUACUAAAACUUUACAACUAAAAACAGAAUCCUCAAAGUAAGUUUGGAGCCUGGGGGGAAAGGAAUCUUCUAUAUUCGUGUAUACCCUGUCCAGUUUGGAAUAUAAGCAGGUAUAAAUUAGUCAACCAAAGAGAUAUAUGUUGUAUUAAUUUUGACUUCCCUUUAUAGGCAUUUUUAUUUCUAUUUUAAAAUGAAUCAUUUAUAUAAAAUUGAUGCAUUACUAAAGUGCUAUUUGAUGCACACUAGGUUGAAUGAUAUUCCACAAAAAUAAACCAUCCCUGGUAAUAUGUUUGUGGUGAUAAGUGCUAGAUUCUUGUGAGGAGUGAGUAGCUGGAGUCAUGGCAGCAGUGUCGAGUGUUGGCCGCAGACUCUGUGGCGUCUAGGUCAUCCUUUCAGUGUCUGAUCAUCAAUAACCAUACCG
Molecule: messenger RNA, 7455 nt
Organism: Chionomys nivalis (European snow vole)
Lineage: Eukaryota; Metazoa; Chordata; Mammalia; Rodentia; Cricetidae
Gene: Atp11b
Product: ATPase phospholipid transporting 11B (putative)
Exons: 31
Coding region: 268-3774 (1168 amino acids)
Biological process (GO): phospholipid translocation
Cellular component (GO): plasma membrane; trans-Golgi network; endoplasmic reticulum
Molecular function (GO): magnesium ion binding; ATP binding; ATPase-coupled intramembrane lipid carrier activity
Source: RefSeq, a predicted model, not a curated record